AUUUAUAGAUUAAUCGCGCAUGCGUAUUUUAUUUAAAUUUAAGAAUAGUUCUUUUUUUGUUUUUUUUUUGUUUUACCAAUCACUGUAAAUUAUAUAUAAUGUUUGUAGUAUGGUUGUUAUGGAAACCGAGUUAUUGUUUACAGUACAUUUAAAAUAAGGCUUAUUUUUUCAUUAAAGCUUAUUUUACUUUUGUUUCUUUUUCGUUAUUAUGCAAUUUGAAUUAUAUUGCAUGUAUUAUCUUGUACAUUUGAUUGAAUAAUAUUUGAAAUAUGUGACAAUGUCUACUAAUUUACAAGAUAUCAAAAGUAAUUAUUUAUGUCAAUGUACUGUUUCCAUCACAGACGAAAUUUUACCAAAACAAAUAUCUGAAACUAAAGAUAAUUUCAACAUACAUGAAAUAGAUGAAGAUGAUGAUGAUGAUGAUAAUUGUGAAAAUGAUAUUGUUCAUUCUGAUAAUUUAAAUGACAACGAUGAAGAUCAUGAAACUAUAAUAGAUAAAGAAAAGAAUUCACUCGAUGAUGAAUACGCUUAUACAAAUGAAUCAUUUUAUUCUGAUGAUUCUUGCAGUGAAUCUGAGAAAACUCCAUCGCAGUAUUUAGUCAGUGGUUCUUGUUCACUUUACAUUGAUGAUAAUAAAUGUGAGGAUGAUGGUAAAUUGGAAAAUUUAAAUAACAAAAAGGAUGAAGAAGAAGAAGAAGAAGAAGAAGAAGAAGAAGAGAUUGAUUACAACGAAGACAUUGAAGGAAGUAUUAACAUAGAAAGAAUUGAAAGAAUACGACAUAAUAGCGAAAAGAAUUUAGAAUUUGUAAGACGAACUACUACUAGAAGAAAGAACAUGAGUUUUACAGAUGACGAGGUACGAAAAAUUGAACGUGAGAAUGAACUUUUGUUGAGAAAAAUUAUGGCACAGCAUAAACCUCGUGAUAAAGUUCUUAAAAAAGGUACUUUACCUAAAAUGAGUAGUUCUGCUAUUAAUAGAAAAAAACUGCAAAAGAAGAUCGAAGGAGAUAACAUGGUGCUUCUUCGUAGAAUACAACAAGCGAAACCAUGUGUGAUAUCAAAAUCGACUACACCGGGUUAUAGAAUGACUUUUAUAUGACUAUGAAAUUAAUUAGCAUAACAAUGAUUUAUAAUUGGUAUAUAUAUAU
Molecule: messenger RNA, 1148 nt
Organism: Polistes dominula (European paper wasp)
Lineage: Eukaryota; Metazoa; Arthropoda; Insecta; Hymenoptera; Vespidae
Source: RefSeq, a predicted model, not a curated record